This is a messenger RNA of Miniopterus natalensis, 509 nucleotides long. RefSeq names its product ribosomal protein S28 (gene RPS28). NCBI's taxonomy places the organism in Eukaryota, Metazoa, Chordata, Mammalia, Chiroptera, Miniopteridae. Gene Ontology annotation, cellular component: ribosome; cytosolic small ribosomal subunit. Gene Ontology annotation, biological process: ribosomal small subunit assembly; translation; maturation of SSU-rRNA. The record is from RefSeq and is a predicted model, not a curated record. Gene Ontology annotation, molecular function: structural constituent of ribosome.
CGACUCUACAGUUGCCGCCAUCAUGGACACGAGUCGUGUGCAGCCCAUCAAGCUAGCCAGGGUCACCAAGGUGCUGGGCAGGACCGGUUCCCAGGGACAGUGCACACAGGUGCGCGUGGAGUUCAUGGACGACACGAGCCGCUCCAUCAUCCGCAACGUGAAAGGCCCCGUACGCGAGGGCGACGUGCUCACGCUAUUGGAGUCAGAGCGAGAGGCUCGGAGGCUGCGCUGAAUUUGUGUCUGGGUCCUGGCUGCCUGGGUGGACCACGUGACCCAUGGGGAAGAUGUUCUGUGAAUAAAGCGUUUGUGUAAAUCCAGGUUUUUGUCUGGGGUCACUAGGCCUAUAAUACCUUUCGGUGGGGCAUCCAAGUAGUCAGUGACCCCUUUGCAUUCUGGAAACCUGGGGGGGGGGGGCGGCAGUAUUCUACCCCAACAAGGCACUUUUCUUUUUGAGGAGAAGUAACCGUGUGUCUCUCUGUGCUUCUAAAACAAAUUUAUUUACUUUUAAA